Messenger RNA from Pseudoliparis swirei, 2042 nucleotides. It is a transcript of the gene nmrk1, whose product is annotated as nicotinamide riboside kinase 1. The record is from RefSeq and is a predicted model, not a curated record. Gene Ontology annotation, cellular component: cytoplasm. Lineage: Eukaryota; Metazoa; Chordata; Actinopteri; Perciformes; Liparidae. The transcript has 7 exons. Bases 387 to 1040 code for a protein of 217 amino acids.
CAAUGCCCAAUUUUGUGAUAUGCGAAGGUAUGCGCUCUACCGAGUGCCCGUUCUAGUUAUCAUUAUUAUGAUAAUUUAUUAUAUUAUUAUUCUAUACAUAACUUACUUUACACAUUUGUAUGUGAACCCGGAGGUUUUUUUGCACAAUAUAUUGCUAUUUAUAUUAAUGAAUCAUUGUAUUGAGUAUGAACAUACUUCAACAGGUUUCCAUUCAGCAGAACCCUGUCGCAACACCAUUGACCAGGAACUGAAUGUCCGUGACGUAACAGCUCCACCAGCCAAUCACGAGCGUCCCGUAGCGGAAACGCGCUGAGAGUCGCUGCAGCAGCAGCAGCAGCAGCUCUAUUCCAGGCUGCACACGAGCUGUUCAUCCACUCAACCCCGACAUGAAGACAAUAGUCGUAGGAGUUGGCGGGAUGACCAAUGGGGGAAAAUCUACUCUUUCCAAGAGUUUACACCAGCAGAUACCCAACAGCUGUCUCAUUGCACAGGAUUCGUAUUUUAAGGAUGACUCUGUGGUGCCAGUGGACAGCAAUGGGUUCAAGCAAUAUGACAUGCUCGACGCGCUCCACAUGGACAGGAUGAUGAGCGAGGUCGACUCGUGGCGAAGAGACCCCGAGACGUUCCUGAGGCGGCGAGGCCUGAACCCCGAGCGCACGACGCCACCGGAGGACGAGGAGGUGUAUGUGCUCAUAGUGGAGGGCUUCCUCAUCUUCAACCACCGGCCUCUGAAUGAGCUGUUUCACAAAAGAUACUCCAUGGAAAUACCUUACGAUGUCUGCAAAACGAGACGAAGCUCGAGGGUGUACACGCCCCCCGACGCUCCCGGGUACUUUGAUGGACACGUGUGGCCCAUGUACCUGAAACACCGGCAGGAAAUGGAGAGCUCGCUGUCUGGAAUGUUGUUUCUGGAUGGACUGAAGCCAAAGGAAGAACUGCUGGCUGAAGUGUAUGAAGAUGUUUGUAAGGAAAUAAAAAGGUUGAGGGGUAAGUGGCAAUUCAACAAUACGUCGACAACAAAUCCCUAUUACUUGUUUUAAAUUGAAUGGUGUGAACAUUAAUGUGGAUUAAUGAGAAACGGGGAAUACUCUUCAAGUACUCUUUUAGUUGGGUUUCUUAAUAUACUACAUUUAAUUUAAUUUGGUGUAUUGCGUUGGCAGAGAAAGACUGAUCCGGUCCGAUGUUACUCUGUCGGCCUUGUGACUGCUGCGCCAAUGGAGGUCAGGAAAGUACGUCUCUAGACCAACGUGUGACUGAAGGGACCAAACCAAGUGUCAAUCCUGAUGUGAUACUUGGAAUAGUUCAUAUGGCUGAAGUUGUUUUAUUUUUGAAGCUGUGUAUGAGAAUGGACUGACGCUGUAGCAGCGGACAUGGUUGGCGCUGCAGAGUGGUUAAAGACUGCGAGUGUUUUGAGUAGUAGACAGUAUUUUUAAAUUAGGAUGCACUCUGAGAAACCUAAAUAUGUGACGUUUUUUACUAGUUGAUGCUGAAUACAAUCAACACAAAUUUGACUGAUGUGACAUCUGAGAAUGUCUUGUAUCUCACUGCAUUGUUUUUAUAAUGAUGUAUGAAGGAUGGUUUUUUACAACACAUGUACAUACUUUGCACAUAUUCCAUUAACUUGUGAUGUAACUCCAGCUAAACGAAAACAAAUAAAGUACGCAUCAUUGUCAAAGACCAGUUUUCACUCAUACUCGUAUAUAACAAAUAUUAAACAAUAAUAAUUGCAUGCCGUGGUUUGGUGAUUGGUACCAUUGGUGGCAUUUCGUCUCCACCUGGUGGUUCGUUCUGAUAAACUUGAGGCGGACGAGUGACCAACUCUAGAUUGCUCUUUGCCCCAAGCACCUGAACACUCAACUCUAUCCAACUCUCAUCAACAGCAAACGAUAAGGAACGACACAUCGCAUUAGAGAAUCACACACAAAUUCAAAUAUUAGGCUGUAGAGCAGUGGUUACCUUCGCAUUGAAAAUGCGGAAGGUUAUGUUUUGAUCGCCGUGUAUUUAUUUAUUUAUUUAUUUGUAUGCGUGUUAUUCGCAUAACA